Messenger RNA from Argentina anserina (silverweed cinquefoil), 1762 nucleotides. Its product is annotated as pentatricopeptide repeat-containing protein At2g20710, mitochondrial-like. NCBI's taxonomy places the organism in Eukaryota, Viridiplantae, Streptophyta, Magnoliopsida, Rosales, Rosaceae. Gene Ontology annotation, cellular component: mitochondrion. Bases 7 to 1494 code for a protein of 495 amino acids. Gene Ontology annotation, molecular function: protein binding. The record is from RefSeq and is a predicted model, not a curated record. The transcript is spliced from 2 exons.
UUGUCGAUGAUGAGGCACUCCCAUUUCAUCUCCCUGGUAAAAAAUGUCGGAAACCCAGUUUCGCUCUACUCAACGGCGUCGACCAAAUGUCAUCGAGACUUGUGGCAAGGCUCCCUGAACCGCCUCUACGAUCGGAUCACCGCCAGCAGUUAUAAAGCCUCCGUUGUACCCAUUCUGGACCGGUGGCUCCAAGAUGGCCAGACCCUUGAUAAACAUGGCCUCCUCACUAUCAUCAAAGAGCUCCGGCACUACAAAAACUACACCCGAGCUCUUGAGGUGGUUAUGUGGAUGAAUGAAAAAUGGUCUGUUGGAACCUCUGAUGUAGUCAUCCAACUUGACUUGAUUGCGAAAGUUCAUGGAAUAGAACAAGCGGAGAAUUAUUUUAACAACACUCCCAAACAAUUGAAAGUCCCUGCAGCGUACAAUGCUCUCCUCAACUGCUAUUGCCUUGCUAAACAGUUGGAAAAGGCAGAGGCCACCAUUCAGAGAAUGAGGGAUUUGGGUUUCUCUAGAACGUCAUGGUCCUACAACUGUUUGCUGAACUUGUACUACAAGACUGAAAACCAUGAGAAAUUCGACAGUCUGUUGGGUGAAAUGGAAGAAAAAGGCAUCCCGUUUGAUAGUUUCACAUAUGGGAUCAGACUCGGUGCAGCUGCAGCUGCCUCUGACCUUGAGGAAAUUGACAAGAUUAUGACAGAAUGGGAAUCGAAUCCUAGUGUUUAUUUGGACUGGUCUAAUUAUGCUGCUGCAGCAAGUGGUUACACAAAAGCAGGAGAUGUGGACAAGGCUUUAGCAAUGCUCAAGAUAUGUGAGGAAAAGAUACCAAUUUCGAAAAGACAGAGGGAAGCAUAUGAGCAUCUUAUGACUCAAUAUGCAGUACUGGGGAAGAAAGAUGAUACUUUAAGACUCUGGAAAUGUUACAAGGAGCAGAUGAAAAUAUACAAUAAGGGUUAUCUAUGCAUAAUGUCUUCACUCUUGAAGUUUGAUGACAUUGAGAGUGUUGAGAAGAUGUUUGAAGAGUGGGAAUCUGAGCAUCUAACUUAUGAUAUCCGUAUUCCAAAUAUCUUAAUUGGUGCUUAUACUAGAAAUGGCCUUCUUGAAAAGGCUGAAGCCAUUAUUAGCAGGAUAAUUUUGAAGGAUGUAAAACCUAAUUCUAAGACAUGGAGUAUUUUGGCGAAAGGGUAUCUUCAUCAAGGUCAAAUUGAGAAGACACUUGAAUUGGCAACAAAAGCUGUUAUUGCUGCGCCACCAAGGUGGAUGCCGGACAAGGGAAUGGUGGCUGCAUGUCUGGAGUGCUUCAAAAGGAAAGAUGAUCUUGAAGGAGCCGAGGAAUUCAUCAAACUCCUUGGGGACAAGAAUAGUAUUCCUUUGAACGUUCAUGAGAGAUUGUUGAGUCAUAUCAAAAAUGAGAAUUGGACUGCCUUACUAUGGGAAUUUCCAAAGGGAGAUGAUGAAGAAACAAGUGAAUUUAUGCCGGUGGAAUCUAAGCAGUAGUAGCCUUUUAGGACUUGUGUCUCCGCUUAGCAAGCCCUUUAGGGUAAAUCAACCUUGAGAUUUUCACAUGUUUCUUGGUUCUGUGGAUGAAUAACAUUCCCUUUGUUUCUCUAAUUUAACCAUGAGGUGUCUUGUUUCCAGGAGAAGCAGAAAACUCGCUACCAAUUUGUUGGUAAUGACUUAUAAACACUUUCUUGGAGUGCAUUAAUGUAGGUAUUCUUUGAUGGAAUCAGCUGCCGGCUGUUUAGUCAGCAGAGGAGAAUUUAUC